Messenger RNA from Ictalurus furcatus (blue catfish), 2922 nucleotides. RefSeq names its product THO complex 5 (gene thoc5). Gene Ontology annotation, biological process: mRNA export from nucleus; positive regulation of DNA-templated transcription, elongation. Gene Ontology annotation, molecular function: mRNA binding. Bases 744 to 2798 code for a protein of 684 amino acids. The record is from RefSeq and is a predicted model, not a curated record. NCBI's taxonomy places the organism in Eukaryota, Metazoa, Chordata, Actinopteri, Siluriformes, Ictaluridae. Gene Ontology annotation, cellular component: THO complex part of transcription export complex. The transcript is spliced from 20 exons.
CAAAGCAAGCUCCAUGAAGACAUGUUUUGCCGAGGUUGGAGUGGAAGAGCUUGAUUAUCCUGCACAGAGUCCUGACCUCAACCCCACUGAACUCCUUUGGGAUGAACUGAAACACAGACUGCACCUCAGUCCUCCUCACCUGAUAUCAGUGUCUGACUUCACUAAUGUUCAUGUGGCUUAAUGAGCACAAAUCCCCACAGCCACGCUCCAGAAUCAAAUGGGAAGCCUUCCCAGAAGAUUCGAGCUUAUUAUGAUCACAAAAGUGAGACAGAAUCUGGAAUGGGAAGUUCAACAAACACAUAUGGAUGUAAUGAUCAGGUGACCACAUUAUUUUGGCCAUAUAAUGUGUGCGCACACAUACAACAGUGUUACAAAUGUAACCUCACCUCAACAUUUCAAGCAAAAUAAUAACAACAGAGACAAUAGGGGGGUCAAUGCACCCUCAGGUAAAAAUGUGAAACAAUUAAAAUAAACGUCUUUCAAAUUCAGACCUUUAUUUUGAAGGAAAAAAAAAGCCGGAAGUGCGACUGUAGUUGCGUUCAGCAAAUGAUCCCGGGCUCCGUUAUUGGUUAAGAGUAUAUCUUAAUCAAAAUAAAUUAAUCAAAGGUGAGGACUAGUGAUGCUAGUUAGCGGAUUUUACAAUGCGCAGUUAUUAAAUGAACGUUUGUGUGAAAUGGAAGAUCUUGCGUGAGGCUUGAAAAUAAACAAGUGGACCAUCUCGUUGCUAGCUAGCUAACCUAGCUAUGUCUUCUGACCCUCUCAAGAAACGCAAGACCAAAGUGAUCCGGAGUGAUGGCGGCACUCCAGAAACUAAACGCGUUCGGGGAGAAGGAGACCAGGAUGUGCGUACGUAUAAUGAAGAAGCGGAACUGGAGGGUCGAGACCCUGAACAGGAUUACACCCUGUAUAAAUACACCUGUGAGGCACUGGCUACGCUAAUGGGUGAAAUCCAAGAACUGAAAGCCAAUGGAGCUAAAGAAGGCAGUGUAGAGGUCGAAGCAAAACGCAGGCAAGGAUGUGUUCACUUCAUCACUCUGAAGAAGCUGAAUCGUCUGUCACACAUGAGGCUGAAGAAAGCACGGGAUCAGACACACGAGGCGAAGCAGAAAGUGGACGUGUUGCACCUACAGCUGCAGAAUCUUCUCUAUGAAGUCAUGCAUCUUCAGAAAGAAAUCGGCAAAUGCCUCGAGUUCAAGUCUCAGCAUGAAGAGAUUGAGUUAGUCAGUGUGGAUGAGUUCUUUAAGGAGGCCCCAGCUGAAAUCUCCCGCCCUCAUCUCACCAAAGACGACCCUCACCAGCUCACGCUCGCUCGGCUGGACUGGGAACUGGAGCAGAGGAAGAGGUUGGCUGAGCAGUACAAGAGCUCGCUGUGCACUAAGGAAAAGAUCUUGAAAGGAAUUGAGUUGAAGAAGGAGUACCUGAGCAGUCUUCAGCCAGGACUGCACGCUAUCAUGCAGGCGUCUGUGCCUGUGCAGGAGUACUUGUCCAUGCCAUUUGAGCGUGUGCAGAAACAGGCUGAGGUCGCGCGGCACCUUCCUCCUCCUCUGUACGUGCUGCUUGUGCAGGCCAGUGCUUAUGGACAAGCCUGUGACAAGAAUCUGUCUAUGUCUAUCAGUGGAGAUGUGGAUGAAGCCAAAGCUCUUUCCAGACCACCCGAGGAUUCUCAAGAUGAUGAGAGUGAUUCUGAUGCAGAGGAGGAACAACAGAACACUAAACGACGGAGAGGUACUGUCGGCGGUCAGCUUGAGGACAAGCGUAAAGAAAUGCUGAAACCGCAUCCUCUCUCGUUGUGCAUCGACCUCAAGUGUAAAGAUGGCAGUGUGUUGCAUCUGUUUUUUUAUUACCUGAUGAACCUCAACAUUCUCACCGUGAAAGCAAAAGUUUCGGCCUCUGCAGACCUCUCAGGAGCCAUCAGCGCAGGGGAGCUGCUGAACCCAAAAUCUCUGUUGAACUGCCUGUACGCUUCUGAUGAUGGACAAGAAACCCCCAACCCUACCAACCGCUACCAGUUUGACAAAGUGGGCAUCACAACUUUUUCUGAUUAUGUGGCUGACUUUGGACAUCCAUAUAUCUGGGUGCAGAAUCUUGGAGGAUUACAAUUCUCCAGUGAUAAACCGCAGGUGGAAGGGGCACGCAGUUCUCUCAGUGCCAGUCAUAUGGAGCGCACCAUGAAGCUGCUGAGAGGACGCCUGCUGUCUCGCCUGGCUUUGCACAAACAGUUCAGCUCUCUAGAGCACAGCAUAGUUCCUGUCUCCACUGAGUGCCAGCAUCUCUUCCCAGCUAAAGUGGUCUCUCGCCUGUCUCGCUGGACUAUGAUGAGCCACCAGGAUUUCCUGGAGUUAGGCUUUGUGCAGCAUGUGGUGCAGGCUGGCCUGGUGCGGGAGACUGACCUGUUCUUCAUGGCAGUAGUGGAGAGGGGAACGGCUCGUCUUCAGGCUGCGGUGGUGUUGAAUCCUCGCUAUCCAGAGAUCGCCCCUCUCUUCUCACUCUCACUGCUCUGGAAAGGAGAGCGCAGUGGACGCACAGAUGAUAACCUGCGGGCGAUGGAGAGCGAGGUGAAUGUGUUUAGAUCUGAACUCCAGGGACCCCGACCAGGCCUGCAGCUACUGACCAACCAGAUCCAGCGUCUAUGUGUGUGUCUGGAUGUUUAUCUGGAGACUGAAAGCCAAGUGUGUGACGGCUCAGAGGGUCCGAGAGAAUUCCCAAGGGAGAAGAUGUGCUUACGCUCUGCCAGGGGACCUAAUCGUCUGAAGCCUUUUAAGUACAACCACCCUCAGGGCUUUUUCAGUCAUCGUUAAAUCUUUCCCCUUCUCUACAUUUUACCUUCUUUUUUACAACUUGAAUAAUUUUUCAAGUGUUUGAUUCUAUAUUGUACUGUUUCACUGUUUAGAAUAAGAAAUAAAACACUUUGUGAUACAUUGU